AUGGCGAAGGCAGCCGGAAUGCUCUGCAUCCUCCUCCUCCUCCUCGCCGUGCUGUGCUGCCAGAGCCUGGCUCAGAGAGCCCCGGCCGUGCCAGAGAAGUGCUGCUUCAACUUCCAGACGAGAAGGAUCAAGAGAGACAACAUUGUCACCUGCUACCCCACCAGCCCCGAGUGCCCGCACCAGGCUGUGAUCUUCAGGGUGAGGAGCGGGAAGGAGAUCUGCGCCCAGGCGAGCAGGGCCUGGGUGAAGAGGUACCAGCAGAGCUUCCAAGUCAGCUCCUUCUCCAUCCCCAGCUAG
Messenger RNA from Charadrius vociferus (killdeer), 297 nucleotides. RefSeq names its product chemokine (C-C motif) ligand 13 (gene CCL13). The transcript is spliced from 3 exons. Gene Ontology annotation, molecular function: CCR chemokine receptor binding; chemokine activity. Gene Ontology annotation, biological process: positive regulation of GTPase activity; positive regulation of ERK1 and ERK2 cascade; monocyte chemotaxis. The record is from RefSeq and is a predicted model, not a curated record. The coding region runs from base 1 to 297 and encodes 98 amino acids. Gene Ontology annotation, cellular component: extracellular region. NCBI's taxonomy places the organism in Eukaryota, Metazoa, Chordata, Aves, Charadriiformes, Charadriidae.